Oryctolagus cuniculus (rabbit) is the source of this 4848-nucleotide messenger RNA. RefSeq names its product ST8 alpha-N-acetyl-neuraminide alpha-2,8-sialyltransferase 2 (gene ST8SIA2). Lineage: Eukaryota; Metazoa; Chordata; Mammalia; Lagomorpha; Leporidae. Gene Ontology annotation, biological process: N-glycan processing; oligosaccharide metabolic process. The record is from RefSeq and is a predicted model, not a curated record. Gene Ontology annotation, molecular function: alpha-N-acetylneuraminate alpha-2,8-sialyltransferase activity.
GAGCCCGCGUCUGUCGCCGCCGCCGCCGGCCCCGACUCGCGGGAGCGCAGGGUCUGCCCCGCGGCGCCCGCGGCCCCGGCGGGCGCACACCGCCAUGCAGCUGCAGUGCCGGAGCUGGGUGCUGGCCGCGUUCGCGCUGCUCGUGGUACUGCUCCUCUUCGCCGACAUCUCGGAGAUCGAGGAAGACCUCGGGAGUUCCAGAGGCAGGGGCGCAAUCAGAUCGGCGGUGAGCAGCUUCCACGGCAAAUCUAAUCGGGCUGAAGUCGGACUCAACGGCUCCUCGUCGCCAGCUGUCACUGACAGGAGCAACGCGAGCUUGAAGCACAGCGUCCGGCCCGCUGCGUCCAAGUGGAGACACAACCAGACGCUGUCUCUGCGGAUCAGGAAGCAGAUCCUCAAGUUUCUGGACGCCGAGAAGGACAUCUCGGUGCUGAAGGGGAGCCUGAAGCCCGGAGACGUCAUCCACUACAUCUUCGACCGCGACAGCACCAUGAACGUGUCCCACAACCUCUACGAGCUGCUGCCGCGCACCUCGCCGCUCAAGAGCCAGCGCUUCCGCACCUGCGCCAUCGUGGGCAACUCGGGCGUCCUGCUCAACAGUGGCUGCGGCCCCGAGAUCGACACGCACAGCUUUGUCAUCAGGUGCAACCUGGCCCCCGUGCAGGAGUACGCCCAGGACGUGGGGCUCAAGACGGACCUGGUGACCAUGAACCCGUCGGUCAUCCAGCGGGCCUUCGAGGACCUGGUGAACGCCACGUGGCGGGAGAAGCUGCUGCAGCGCCUGCGCAGCCUCAACGGCAGCAUCCUGUGGAUCCCCGCCUUCAUGGCCAGGGGCGGCAAGGAGCGCGUGGAGUGGGUCAACGCGCUCAUCCUGAAGCACCACGUCAGCGUGCGCACCGCCUACCCCUCGCUGCGCCUGCUGCACGCCGUCCGCGGAUACUGGCUGACCAACAAAGUCCACAUCAAAAGGCCCACCACUGGCCUCCUGAUGUACACCCUGGCCACGCGCUUCUGCAGCCAGAUCUACCUGUACGGCUUCUGGCCCUUCCCGCUGGACCAGAACCAGAACCCCGUCAAGUAUCACUACUACGACAGCCUCAAAUACGGCUACACCUCCCAGACCAGCCCCCACACCAUGCCCCUAGAGUUCAAGGCCCUCAAGAGCCUGCACGAGCAGGGAGCGCUGAAACUGACCGUGGGCCAGUGCGGGGGGGCCACGUAAGGCGGGCGCCCACGGGGCUCAGUGCUCACACUUCCUGCCGGCGACACCGCGGGCGGACGGGCGUCGGGGUGGCACAAACAAUAGAACAGGCAGGCUAGUGGGUUUCUUUGUGAAAUGUGGAACAGUGACCAGAAUAUGUAUAGCUCGACCUGCGUAUAUAUACUGACCCGAGUAUCUCUAACUGUGCAGUGUUCACCUAGCGUAGGCAGAUGCAGGAAGCAGCGUGGGGAGCACUCCCCAGCCAGGUGAGGCUCGGCCCACGUGCGGGGCAGAAGGACCUGACCGCCCGAGGAGCCCGUGCCACGCCUCGGCGUCACCACGCCAGGUCUCCUGCGUUGGAAGGACCUUGAGCUCUGGGGGAACGGGGAGCCACCUGCUGGCGGCCCUGAACCCCGGGGCAGGGACUUGGGUGGCCGAGACUGCUGCGCCCCGCCCCCGUCUGAAGUGCCGCUGCUCAGGGAGGAGGUGGAGGAGGAGCGGGAGGACUGGGCAGCGGUGGAGCACACGGAAGCCCGGAGCACGGCCCCAGCAGGGCUGGGGGCCUCGGUGCGUGACCUCGGCAGCUUGGCGGCACGAGGGCUGGACCUCGGUGACCUUGGCGACCUCGGCGUCCUCCACCGCGUGGAGAGGAGGCUGGGGGAGAUGUGGUAGACGGCGACCUCCUGGCUAAGCAAGGCUGCACCUCGGGUGCAGCAGGCGGGUGAUGCCGAGGGCGGGGAGGGUUCCAGAUCGGACAGUCGAGACCUGCUUGGCCGGCUUCCCCCAGGGGAGGCAGACGGGCGUCCCAGAUGUGGGGUUCUGUCGGGCAAUCUUCAAAGCACCUGCUGUGCACCAACAAGGCAGAGGGGGCCCUGCCCCCAGCUCAGCCUGGACGCCCAGGAGGGGCUCUUCUGUCCCCUGGUCCCUGGAGAAGCCGCAGCUUUAGCUGGAAGGGGCCUGUCGGGAGAAACCUCAUCCUUUCUGAGAUGCACACAGUCGCCUUCGGGCGCCUCGCAGAGCUCCGAGCGUGUGGUCGAGGCCCCGAGCCGCGCCCGCUCUCUGCCCAGCUCUGUGCUGUGCGAGCCCUGCAGCCAGACUUCUGUGUCACUGUCACCUUCUUGUCACUUUCCCACCCGCCCCAAGCUCCUGCCUGGAAGAGGGCAUCGGGUGGGCGCCCCCUCCCCACCCAGGCAGAGGUACUGGGACUGUGCAAAACCCAUUCCCCCCACUGAGAUCCCUCUUUGAUAGUUUUUUUUAAAAUGAAGACCUGAAACCAGGUGCAGCUGCAAACACUGUACAUAGUCUCCCGUGGAGAUGGGCUGAGCGCAGGGACGCACGGCCCAGGUCCCCCUGGACAGGCGGCAGUGGGCGGGGCUGGCCAGUCGUGCCCUUGCCUGGGUGUGCUGACGUGCUUGAAGGACAAGUGAAAAAACCAUCACCUUAGAGGUGGCCGGAGGUAAGAAGAGAGGCGGAGACCUCCUGAGCGCAGGAGACCCGACACGUGGGUCAGCGCCGUCCCGAAUGCAGCGUCCACUCCACGCCAGCGGCUGGCGAGCAGCAGGAGAUCGGUGACCACGAGUGCACACGCGGAUGCUCCAACCAAACCAAGGUGGCGCCCAGACACCCCGCAGCACCUGCUGGCUCCUCCCUGUGUGGCUUCAUUUAGAGAGCAGCGGCCAGCACGGGCGUGGGGGCAGGGCCUCCAGCCUGGCACUGGACAUCGCAUUUUACACGCUCCCGAGCUCGCCCCAGGAGGACCCCAGCGGCCUUAGAAGACUCUACCUCCUGAAGCUUGCAGAGCCCUGGGGACCCGGUGCAGGGCCACCGUGGAUGGGUCAAUGCCCGGAUUCCAGAACGUUCCAUGGUGAGUCCUGUGGGGAGCCCAGACACUGGCCUGGAGCUCUGUCCCGCAGCCAGCAGCCCUCCCUGCAGGGACCAGGGCUCCUUGGGGGACACGGCUUCGUCUCACACAGGCUGCCCCCACCUCCAGGUUCUCUCUGAGGGUGGGCUGGAGCCCCCAGGCCCACCCUCCCACACGUGUGCCGGUCCCGGGUUCAGCAGGUCCUGUGCUGCCAGAGCGCCUGGGCCGAGCACUGGCGGGCGUUCCAGGCCGACUCCCUGCCCAGCUGCUCGGGGCUGUCGGGGCAGCUUCCCCUGCAGCGCUGGCACAGCUGGGCCGGUCUUGGGUACUGCACCCCGACGCCCUGACCCGCGACCUCAUCCUGACCCAGUGGCCCCGGGGCAGCCGGCAGCCCUUGCAGCCCUCAGGCCUCUGCGGGCCCGGCCCAGCACGGAAGAGAUGGCGCCAUCUGCAGAGAUCUCUCCUCGGGCUCUGGGCUCCGGGCUCCGUCCCUCCCCUUCCUCUCCCCAGCCCCUCUGUCCAGCAAUGUCCCCCAGGGCCCCCGCCCACAGCUCCUCACCGCAGAGCAGGGACCCAGCUCUGCAGGGACCCCUCCCGUCACGCCCCGGCACCCGGGACACCGCAUCCCCCGUCCUUGCCUUCCCCUGACUGCUAAUUUAUGUCCUUAUUUAUGUAUUUAUGGAUUAUUUAUUGAUACCUCUGCCCGAUCCAGACGGAAGUCCAGGUAGAUCUGACCCUUCCUCCACCUCCCUGGCCCACAGCAUAGACACUCCCACCCCAGAACCUCCCACAGUGUAGACUGGCCCACGGUGUAGACACUCCCUCCCCAGCACCUUCCACAGUGUAGACACUCCUACCCCAGCUCCCAUGGUGUAGACCCUCCCUCCCCAGCACCUCCCACAAUGUAGAUGCUCCCUCCCCAGCUCCCCCCAUGGUGUAUACUGGCCCACGGUGUAGACCCUCCCUCCCCAGCACCCUCUGCUCAUCCCACAGCCGGCCCUGCUCCCCAGCCCCAGGCCUGUGGCCCCCGGUCUGCUGGACACUCACCCUGCUGGCCCCUGCAGCAGCACCAGAAACGCAACCCUGCUGAGGCCAGUGAGUCCCCUCUGGGCCCCUCUGGGCCCUGCCUUGCCGUCUACAUUUUUCUGUUGGGGAACCUCGACGCCCCAGCCCCGAGUCUGAGAUCCUGGAGUCAUCUCUCCUCCCACGCACUCCCUUCAUCCCGGAGCACUGGGCGCACCUCGUUGCUGGCCAUGUGGCCGACACAUGGCCGAGGGCUCCCGUGGGGCUGCCCCCUGCGUGUGCACACCACCCAGUCCACCCCACACAUGUCACGAAUGCCUGCCAGUGCCCAGGCUCGUGCGUCACAGACCACCUGGGAAGGCCCGGUCCCCUCUGGCCCCACACCCCAUUCCAGCUGGCCGAGAAGCAUCACCGAGCCUGGGGGGGGGGGGGCGCCUGCGUUCCCUGAGCCCGUGCCUUUGCUCCUGUUCUUCUUGCGCCCUAGGCCACUCACACCACCUCCUCCAUGAAGCCCUCCCCCACCGCCGGCCGCUGGGGUCUCUCCCUCCACCGAACGCUGUGGACUCUGUCCACACCCGCCCUCGGCCCUUGCCACAUUCUGCCCCGUGUGAUAGGUUCUGUGCACUCGGCCCGUGAUGAUCACAGACUGGGACCUCGUCCCAGGCAGGGCAGGGCUGGGCCGGCCGCGUCUGUGUCCAUCCCAGCACCAGGGUGGGACAGAGCAUCAGCAGUUGCUCAAUAAAUGUUCGUUGGGUUAAACUCC